UACCCUCUGGGUUACAAGUUCGGCGCCACUGAUUGUUAUUUGUAAUACCUACUUAAAUUAUUAUAUUAAUAUUUAUUAUAAUAACUAAUAUAUAUAAAUUCUGCUCAUUACUAUUUAGUGCAUUACUUGAUACUUAUAUUAUAUUCUUAUCUUUCUCAGUAGUUUUGUCAUAAUGUCAUGGUUUGUCAUGAUAAAAACCAAUAAUAUGAUAAACAUAAACUACUGUCGGUGCACGUUGGCCGGGCGGCUUGUCGAAGUCGAACCAGCUACGCCUCGUCCGCUGUGUCUGUAGUGUCUGUACGCUAUAUUAUUGUUUAUUAUAAUACACCUAUCGUCGUACUAUAUUGUAUCUUUUUUCAAAAUGCACUUCUCUACUUAUCUUUCGUCACCGCCAUCCGUCAUUAGUCAUUAUUCAUUUAUGACGAUAUUUCAAUUCCACUACUAUACUUCAUAACGUUAUAAUCGCUAUGGGAACGAAACGUUGCCUAUUUAGUUUGUGUUAGGUAAACCUACAUUGCUUGACGCUUGUAAUCAAGUAUUUUAAUAUAGGUAGGUAUAAAAUAUUUGUUAUUAUUAUGACUGGUUAUUUUCCAUAUCUUAAGUCAAAAUGAAACGAAAUCUUAAAAGUAUACUGAAGUAUUUACUUUUCAUUGUGAUCACUGCACUCGUGACAACUAUAAUUUUUAAAUUGUCUACUCAAUUUAAUCGAUAUGGAAAUAAUAAAUCUAUGCGUGAGAAGAUGGAUAUUGCUGACAAACAGUUAUAUAUAAAUGACAAUUAUGAUAAUAAGAUUGACUGGCAUGAUUGGGAAUUUGCUAAUAGAGAGAAACAACGAAUCGGUAUUGGUGAACAAGGAGUUAGUGCUACAUUAUCAUCACUCAAUCAGCAUAAAUAUGAUGAAUUAUAUAAAGUAAAUGGAUUUAAUGCCCUGUUAAGUGACAGUAUAUCUGUUAAUCGCUCAAUACCAGACAUACGACACAAAUUGUGUCGUUUUAAAAAAUACAAUAGUAAAUUACCUACAGUUAGUAUAGUUGUUCCUUUUCAUAAUGAACAUUUCUCAACACUUCUUAGAACUGUGUAUAGUGUCUUAAACCGUUCUCCUAAAAGUUUACUUAAGGAAAUAAUUUUAGUGGACGAUUCGAGUACUAAAGCUAGUUUAAAGAAACCAUUAGAUCAUUUUAUAUCAAAUAAUUUAGGUCAUAUUGUUCAAAUCAUACGCUUGAAAAAAAGACAAGGUUUAAUUAGAGCUCGUUUAGCUGGUGCUAGAAAGGCCACCAGUGAAAUUUUAAUAUUUUUAGAUUCACAUACAGAAGCAAAUGUUAACUGGUUACCACCCCUUUUAGAACCUAUCACUGAAGAUUAUCGAACAUGUGUGUGUCCAUUUAUUGAUGUCAUUGCUUUUGAAACCUUUGAAUAUCGAGCACAAGAUGAAGGCGCAAGAGGUGCUUUUGAUUGGGAAUUUUUUUAUAAAAGAUUGCCACUUUUGCCUGAAGAUUUAUUGUAUCCUACCAAACCAUUUCGGAGCCCUGUAAUGGCAGGUGGUUUAUUUGCUAUAUCAGCUAAAUGGUUUUGGGAACUUGGAGGUUAUGAUCCUGGUCUCGAUAUAUGGGGUGGAGAACAAUAUGAAUUAUCAUUUAAAAUAUGGCAAUGUGGUGGUACUAUUUUAGAUGCACCUUGUUCAAGGGUAGGCCAUAUCUAUAGAAAAUUUGCACCGUUUCCUAAUCCUGGCAUUGGUGAUUUUGUUGGAAAGAAUUAUCGCCGUGUAGCAGAAGUAUGGAUGGAUGAGUAUGCUGAAUAUUUGUAUCUGCGUAGACCACACUACAGGAAAAUUGAUACAGGAGAUAUAACUAAGCAAAAAAAUAUAAGAAGAAAUCUUAAUUGCAAAUCAUUUAAAUGGUACAUGCAUGAAGUAGCAUUUGAUUUAGUUGAAAAAUAUCCACCUAUCGAACCACCAGAUGCGUUUAAAGGAAAGAUAAGAACUUUUACUGCACCAGAACUAUGUUUAGAUGCUACAUCAGAAAACUUGCUCAAUUUAAAAGAAUGUACUGACAAUGAUAAUGAAAAUCAAAAAUUUAUAUUGAGUUGGCGGAAUGAUAUUAAAACAAGGAAUAAUAUGUGUUUGGAUAUUAGUGACUCGUCAUUCAAAGCAAAAAUUAGCUUAUAUGGAUGCCAUAAUGGUGGAGGAAAUCAAUUGUGGCAUUAUGAUCAUAGUAAGAUGAAACUUGUCCAAGGAAAAAAUCCUAGAUGUAUGGAACAUGACAUUAGUACCAGAAAAGUUUAUGUAACUCAAUGCAAACAAAAUAUUGAUGAUCAAAAAUGGAUAAUAGAAAAUGUUAACUCCAAAUCAACUAACUGGUCAUUAAUAUAUUAGAGAACAAUAAAUAUUUAAGAUUUCCGUAACAAAUUAUUUGAACAAAUUAUUUACAUAUUAAUACUUAUUUUAUUUUUUAUUUUAAAUAAGAAAAUGUAAAAUUUUUUAGUUUUAUAUAAUGUAAAGUAUUAUAAUGUAAUAUCAUGUUGCUCAUAAUUAUGUUACAAAUUUAACAUUAUAAAUACCUACUUAAAAUAAAAUAACAUCAUUGAUAAAUUAUGAUUUAGUACCAUUGUAAAAAUAAACUAAUAAUAACAAAUAAUGCAAAAAAUUGAAUCAUAGAAAAUUAUAUUAAAAAGUGUCUAACUUAUUAACAUUACAUUGUGUCAUGUUAAUAGAAUAUACCUUAGUAUAAAUAUAAACAAUGUAUCUAUUUUUUAAACUUAAUACUUAUAUAUCUAAAUGUUGAAUUAUGUCGGCUUAUCUGCAAUACAAAACAUAGACUAAAACAAUUCACAUUUAAAUUUAUUUCGUAUUAUAUACAUUUUAACUUAAAAGUAAAUAAUUGUUUUAUACUACAAAAUAUACAAACAUCAAUUGAUCUAUAAGGCAUUAAUACUUGACAUUUGUAUCAUACAUUGUUGUAUUCUUUACUUUUUGUCUGUGAUAUUAUUAUUUUAAAUUGUAUUUUGUUACCAAUUUAUAUUCUUUAGUAUUAAAAAUAUUAUAAUGAACUAUAUUACAGUCUAACAUUGUUUAAAUAUAUUUUAUACUUACCGAC
Aphis gossypii (cotton aphid) is the source of this 3092-nucleotide messenger RNA. RefSeq names its product N-acetylgalactosaminyltransferase 6 (gene Pgant6). Gene Ontology annotation, cellular component: Golgi apparatus. The transcript has 10 exons. The record is from RefSeq and is a predicted model, not a curated record. The coding region runs from base 608 to 2371 and encodes 587 amino acids. Lineage: Eukaryota; Metazoa; Arthropoda; Insecta; Hemiptera; Aphididae.